This is a messenger RNA of Geodia barretti, 3089 nucleotides long. Lineage: Eukaryota; Metazoa; Porifera; Demospongiae; Tetractinellida; Geodiidae. The record is from the annotation of a GenBank genome assembly.
GGGGCUCGGCGCGUGCCCAUUGGCGCUCUAGCAGAUCCGUUGGUGGAAAUGGUUCCUGCGUUCUCUGACAUUGCCGGUACUCAGGAGAAGGACUCUAGAGCCCUGUUCGAUAGCGCUGUGCAGGCAUCCGUAGCGCUUGGGGAAGCAGUUCGGCGAAGCUUCGGACCGAACGGUACUCUGAACCCACGUGCUUGUUUGUACCCCGCGCCGCGUGUGCAGCCAGCGCAACUUAUAGCGACAGUGUUGUUGUUCUGCGUUGUGUACCUCCAUGCACGGACUAUUUAGUAACCACCGAGCGUGUGUAUGAGUAGCCCUUUCCUACUACCGCUGCAAACACUGCACUACUAGGUAUUGACGUGCUCCUGGAGAGUUCAGAGGGACACGUGACCUGCAGCAACUGUGGGCGCCAAAUCCUCUCCUCCCUCUCCCUCUCCCACCCAGUUGGGUCCAUCAUUUCCAAAUCUGUUACCAACUACCACAACAAUACAGGAGAUGGAUCGAAGAAGAUGCUCUUGGUUCUAAGUGGAACAAUGAAAGAGCUGGGCUCAUCUGUCCACAGUCUCUCAAAGAUAGAAGUGUCUAAUGCGCUACUCUGGCUGAACCAGACUGUCAUUCCUGAAGUAACAGCUCGCCUCAGGAAAAAUAAGCCAAUCUGUCAAACAGCAAGAGACUCUGAAGACCUGAGACGUAUGCUGCUGAAAAUAGCCACCUCCUGCUAUGGGCACUGUUACAGGAGAGAAAUAUCGCAGAAAUUGGGAGAAAUUCUAUCAGCACUCGUCCACCAUUCGUUUUCCACGCUUCAUAACACCACUCCUCACUCCAUUGGAAAGUACGUGGAGUUCACUAGGAAGAACAUGGCGGUUCUUCUUGUUCCCCAACCCAGUCACUCCUUGUCGGCUGCCCGCACCAUUCCUGGCCUGUUAUUAGACCUUAACCUGGUCCACCCACUAAUGAGAGACCUGGUCACCGAAGAAUGGCAGACGAAAAGAGGCGGUGUUGGUAGGAAGUUACGGUGUCUCCUGGUGAGGAGUUGGAGUCCCGAGUCUGAUGAUGACCACCCCCUCCACUAUCUACCCCAGCUGUGUGUAAACAGUCUAGGCGGCGUUGCCAAAGUUGCUGAGAGUUUCUCCCGUCAACUUCAAGAAACUGUUUCGCUACUCAAGGCUGCUGAUAUACAGUUGAUCCUGUCUGGUGACAAGAUUCCUACCGGUGCAAGAUACGUUCUCAGGGAGCGCGGGAUUCUUGCAUUCGAAGUGGUUUCAGAGGGUUUUGUUGACGUGCUGUCUGAGUGUUGCUCCAUACAUCCUCUGUCUACAAUCCAUGAAAUGAGAGACUCAUCGUCUGCCAUAGGUUCCUCUGUCUGGCUCUCCUUCUCCCUCGUCUCCAUGGAAACCAACAAACAGUUCGUUUGUUUGGAGCCGCCUCCUGAAGUCCACUUACGUCCAUUGAGUGUGGUCCUCUGUGCACCGACAGCUGGUUUGUGUCGUCAGCUCCAGCAACGGCUCUCCAACGUCCUCCGUGUGGUGGGCGGAGUAUGUUGCCACGACGACGACGAUGACCCUCCUGCUGUCGUCCUGGGAGGCGGGGCCUGGGAGAUUGCACUGAUAAGAGAGCUGGAGAUCUUCAAGAAACACCAGAACCUCGUCAAAUAUUCUCCUAAGUGGGUAGCAGUGAAUGCCUUUCAGAAGGGGCUUCUGUCAGUCCCCCACUCCCUCCUCACCUCCUCUGUCCCCUCUCACGCCCGCAACCCCCUCUCCCUGCGCACCCUCUACUGUGGUUCCUUCACCACGACAGCAGACCUGCCUUACCUCGCCGUGGACUGCCUCAAUGGGGUUCUUGUGGAGGUUGACGAGCAGUGGCCUGUCCUGGAGCCAUUUUCCUCACAAUGCCACCUCCUCCAUGCAGUCCUCUCUCUGGCUGCACAACUCACAAGACUGGACCUCAUGGCACCUGCCUCCAAGUCACCGUCCACACACGAUAUCUAGAACUCUACUGGGAACACAAUUUAGGGGAUUCCUCAGUUUGCAAGAUCUCCACUUCACCAAAGAUCCUCCCUUUGCUUAUUAUACAUGAGAUUUCCUCCUUUUCCUUUGUCAAUGCAAAAAGGCAUUAUAAUCUUACUCCACGUAAGAAGUUUUGUGCAUUUGUGAACUCCAACAAUCAUUAUACUUGUUUGAGGGCUCCAUGUGCAGUAAUCUUAUAAUGUGCAGUAAUCUUGGUUUUGUAAAAGUCACUGAGACUGAGACUCUUAUGGAGUGAUUCAUGGUGUGCUGAUGAGAGGGCGGAGUGCAAGUUUCGUGAUCUGCUGGGGGUCUGGGAACCGCUCCGUCAGUAGAAUACCCUGGUCCUGGAACGAGUUCAGCUCAGACACGUACCCAAACCAGUAGAUGACCAGUCCAGACCCAAACCUGUUUUGGUAGGACCAGAAUUGGUCCUCCAUGUAUUGUUCGUGACAUGUACGGUCGCCGAAUGAAGCUUUGCUCUCGAUCCAGUUGACAAUGUGUCCAUCGACAGCUAUGGGCACCUCUAGCUUGAUAUCCGGUGUCUUGUCGUAGCCUCUGGCUCUCAGACCUUCUUCAUCUGGCCCAGGGAGGGGAGGGUAGUAAAAUUGAUGGAGGAGAGGAGAAAAGGGUUCUGCUGCUAAUUUUUACACAUAGGAGGCUUGGGGGUAGAGGAAGGCAGCUGAAUUGGGAAAGGAGAAGGGAGAGUGUGAUUAGAGCAAAACAGGCCCACCUAGGAACGGUACUGCCAGCUCCUGAACUUUCUCCCGGAGCAAGAACUCGUAUUCAUAGCCAACAGAUCUCUUGAUAUUGUCUGCCAAAGGUCCAUAGUGUGUGUCCUUAAAGAUGCAGGUUUUGAUGUGGAGCUGCAGGGUUGUGUCAGGAAUGGAGAGGGGGUUUUUCAUCCACUGGUUGACUAGAGUAGACACCGAUACUGUAGUGGGCGUGGUCACAACUUUGGUGGGUGUGGCUAAGGCGGCAGUAGAUUUGGUAAAAGUCAGUAGUGUAGAAGUGGUAGUAUUGGUAGUCAGUGGUGUAGAAGUGGUAGCAUUGGUAGUCGGUGGUGUAGAAGUGGUAGCAUUGGUAGUC